Molecule: messenger RNA, 662 nt
Organism: Acanthoscelides obtectus
Lineage: Eukaryota; Metazoa; Arthropoda; Insecta; Coleoptera; Chrysomelidae
Source: the annotation of a GenBank genome assembly
CUUGACGUCUAAAGCGGCAAACUUACCCUUCUUGAAUUCUGUCCUCCAAAGUUUCUAAAAUCCGUUUUUCCAACUCGCAAGAUUUUUUCAUAAUUUUAUCUUCCAAUUCUUUUUUUAAAUUGGCAGUAUUUUCCAAAAACUUCUCUUCUAAUUUGGCUGUACUUUCGUGUAACUCCAAGAGUUUUCCUUCUAGGUUGGCACAAUUCUCCAUGAGCUUUCCUUUUAGGUUGGCACAAUUUUCCACGAGCUUGUUUUCUAACUUUGUCGAAAGGUUUUGCAGCAUUGAACCAAUAUCCCCUGACCCGGUGAAAAUUAGAAUAUCCGGGUCCUCACCUUCCUCAAUCAGUGCUUGGCGAAGCCGCUCCUGUAAUUCUGCUUUCUUGCCAACCGUGUCGAACUCUCUUUCCUCCAGCUCUCUCUUUAAAUCAACCAAUCGCGCCAUUCUUCCUUCACUGAUCGUCCGAUUUAUUUUCACUAAAUGUCCAAUAAUCCACACUCCAAAGCUGACACCAAUGUAGCGUUUUUCUGGGUUCUUUUGGGUGUGGAUUAAAACAGUGGUUUCCACAAAAAGAAAUGCACUGAUUUAUUUAACUUGAUGGCUUGCGGCUUGUGCGGUCGUGGUUCGCGUGAAAGCAGAGAUCGGUCAUGAAGCUCUGGCGAGU